This is a messenger RNA of Humulus lupulus (European hop), 375 nucleotides long. RefSeq lists its product as uncharacterized. Bases 1 to 375 code for a protein of 124 amino acids. The transcript has a single exon. Lineage: Eukaryota; Viridiplantae; Streptophyta; Magnoliopsida; Rosales; Cannabaceae. The record is from RefSeq and is a predicted model, not a curated record.
AUGGGUGCAUCAACUGUGAAAGAGGCAUGGGACACGCUACAGGGGGAGUUCCAAGGAACUAUCAAGGUACGCACAGUCAAACUGCAAAAGCUUAGAAGAGAUUUCGAAAAUCUUAAAAUGAAGGACAAUGAGACUGUAAAAAGUUACUAUUCUAGAAUAAAAGAAAUAGGCAAUAAAAUGGGAGUCUAUGGAGAAAUAAUUUAUGAAAAGAAAAUAGUAGAAAAAAUACUAAUUUCUUGUACAGAAAAAUAUGAUGCAAUAAUUUCUUUGAUAGAGGAAACAAAAGAUUUAGAAACUCUAUCACCAAUUGAACUAAUGGGCUCUCUUGAAGCCUAUAAAAGAAGGCGAGAAAGAAAUGAUGAAAAUUCUACUUAA